This is a messenger RNA of Closterium sp. Yama58-4, 810 nucleotides long. The record is from the annotation of a GenBank genome assembly. NCBI's taxonomy places the organism in Eukaryota, Viridiplantae, Streptophyta, Zygnematophyceae, Desmidiales, Closteriaceae.
AUGUUUUCCAGUAUGAGCGGCUUCGACGCUGCGUUGUGCCGCGCAGAUGCAGUUUAUUGGAAGAACAUCGCUCGCCGGAAGGUGGCCCUGAACGGCGCGCUACAACCCAAGAUGUGGAACCCCGUGCGAAUGAAGGAGAUGGUGCUCAUCCCCACCUACCCGUGCGCUAUCAAUGAACGCAUCGGCAAAUGGGGCGACGGCGGAAAGUGGACGUGCCUUCUGCCCAACGCCAUUCAGAAGACCAACCCUGUUGUGUACAGCAUUGGGAGCUUUGGCAUGUACUCGUUUGAGGAGCACAUGCACAACAUACUAGGCGUGAAGCCCUACACCUUUGACCCCUUUCUCGAUCCCGCCAAGCUGGAAAUUAUGAAGAAUGUCACGUGCCUUCACUUCCACGAAAUCGGCAUGUCUGGGGCCGCAUCUCUCGCCGGCUACAAGAAGAACUCUCCUGACAAAAAGUUUUUGACGCUGCCCGAGAUGAUGAAGGAGUUGGGGCAUACUUAUGUGGACGUGUUCAAGAUUGACUGCGAGGGGUGCGAGGUGGAAUUGAUCAAGGACCUGGGAGCGGCGUAUGAGAAUACUGGGAAUAAGCUCGCGCUGCAUGGAGGGAAGUUGCCCUUUGGACAGAUCCUCAUCGAGAUGCACAACAUGAACAGUGCCCCUAUUUCCCUCGAGACCUUCUACACUCUAGAGAGGCUCGGCCUUGUGAAACCCUCCAGCGAGACUGACUGCCGACCGUUCGUUACUCUUGAAAUUGAUGAGGAUGAGGGGAAGGAGAAGACUGGGGGUGGGGCUGCAGGUGGCAAGUAG